AUGCCUGAAGCAAAUCUGCCUGCAGAGCCUAAUCUGCGAGUCACAAUCAUCGCGGCUGAUGGCCUGUAUAAAAGAGAUGUGUUCAGAUUCCCCGACCCCUUUGCCGUCGCAACCAUUUCGGGAGAACAAACAAAGACAACUUCGGUCAUCAGGAAAACAUUGAAUCCCUACUGGAACGAAGUCUUUGAUAUGAGAGUCACAGAGGAUAGCAUAUUGGCGAUUCAAAUCUUCGACCAAAAGAAGUUCAAGAAGAAGGACCAAGGCUUCCUUGGUGUCAUCAAUAUCCGGAUUGGCGAUGUCAUCGACCUGGAGAUGGGGGGCGACGAGAUGCUUACGAGGGAUCUUAAGAAGUCCACUGACAACCUCGUCGUCCAUGGCAAGUUGAUCGUGAAUUUAUCCACCAAUCUGUCCAGCCCUCCUCCUCAGCAAAAUCGACCACCCCCAAGCACCGCUUCUAGCGUAAAUGGCUCCAACCCAUAUGCCGGAAGCAGCACCAACGUCAACCAGCCAUUGCCCAUUCGGUCCAGAAGCCCGGCGACGCGAACUGCUACUUCUGGCUCCGGAGACGCGAGAUCAUCCAACACUGCAGUCAAUGGAAGUAGUACUCCCCAACCAAACGGUGCCGGUGCCGGGAGAUCUGGAGGCUUCAGCUCUUUUGAAGACAGUCAAGGCCGUUUGCCAGCUGGAUGGGAGCGGAGAGAAGACAACCUGGGCCGCACUUAUUAUGUUGAUCAUAACACUAGAACCACGACCUGGACUAGGCCUUCCAACCACAUGAGCGAGACCGAAGCACGUAACCGCGUGGAGGCCAACAUGCAGAUGGAACGUACACGACACCAAAACCGUAUGCUCCCAGAGGAUCGUACGGGAGCCAACUCCCCGAACUUGCAGGAAUCCCGUGGCUCACCUCAGCAACCGAAUGCGGUGUCCAUGAUGGCUACAGGGGCAACGACCGCCGGGACUGGCGAACUUCCUGCUGGUUGGGAACAAAGGCAUACUCCCGAAGGGCGAGCUUAUUUUGUUGACCACAAUACUCGAACCACAACCUGGGUGGAUCCUAGAAGACAGCAGUAUAUUAGGAUGUACGGCAAUAACCCGUCUGGGAACAACACCACCAUCCAACAGCAGCCGGUCUCGCAAUUGGGACCAUUGCCUAGUGGAUGGGAAAUGCGUUUGACCAACACCGCGCGGGUAUAUUUCGUGGACCACAACACCAAGACCACGACCUGGGAUGACCCAAGACUGCCCUCUUCCUUGGAUCAGGGCGUGCCGCAAUACAAGCGUGACUUCAGGCGGAAGCUGAUCUACUUCCGUUCGCAGCCUGCAUUGAGGAUCCUUUCCGGCCAAUGCCACAUCAAAGUCCGCCGUGGCGCCAUUUUUGAGGACUCGUAUGCUGAAAUCAUGCGCCAAAGCGCAACCGACCUCAAAAAACGACUAAUGAUCAAGUUUGACGGGGAAGACGGUCUGGAUUAUGGUGGUCUUUCUCGCGAGUUCUUCUUCCUCCUUUCACAUGAAAUGUUCAACCCAUUCUACUGUCUAUUCGAAUAUUCAGCACACGACAAUUAUACACUUCAAAUCAAUCCUCACUCCGGUAUCAACCCAGAGCACCUGAACUACUUCAAAUUCAUUGGACGAGUGGUUGGUCUUGCGAUCUUCCAUCGUCGAUUCCUAGAUUCCUUCUUCAUUGGAGCAUUCUACAAGAUGAUGCUCAGAAAGAAAGUCACCAUCAACGACAUGGAGGGUGUUGACGAAGAAUAUCACAAGAACUUGACAUGGAUGCUUGAAAAUGACAUCACCGACGUUCUCGAUCAGACCUUUUCAAUUGAGGACGAACAGUUUGGCGAAACAAAGACAAUCGACCUGAAACCCGGUGGUCGAGACAUUGCGGUCACUAACGAAAACAAGAGAGAAUAUGUCGAGCUUCUCACCGAGUGGAAAAUCCAGAAGCGGGUUGAAGAACAAUUCAAUGCCUUCAUCACUGGUUUCAAUGAACUCAUCCCCGCUGACCUUGUGAAUGUCUUCGACGAGCGCGAACUCGAGCUUUUGAUUGGCGGUAUCGCCGACAUUGACGUGGAUGAUUGGAAGAAACACACCGACUAUCGCGGAUACCAAGAGCAAGAUGAGGUGAUCCAGAACUUCUGGAAGGUAAUCAGGUCAUGGGACGCUGAGCAGAAAUCUCGCCUGCUCCAAUUUGCUACAGGCACAAGUCGAAUUCCUGUCAAUGGAUUCAAGGAUUUACAGGGCAGCGAUGGCCCUAGAAGAUUUACGAUCGAGAAGGCGGGUGAGAUCAACGCGUUGCCGAAGAGUCACACUUGCUUCAACCGCCUCGAUCUCCCACCAUACAAGACAUAUGAUGCCCUCCAAAGCAAACUAUCCACCGCUGUGGAGGAAACGUUGGGCUUUGGCCAAGAGUAA
This is a messenger RNA of Fonsecaea nubica, 2415 nucleotides long. RefSeq lists its product as hypothetical. The transcript has 9 exons. The coding region runs from base 1 to 2415 and encodes 804 amino acids. The record is from RefSeq and is a predicted model, not a curated record. Gene Ontology annotation, molecular function: protein binding; ubiquitin protein ligase activity. NCBI's taxonomy places the organism in Eukaryota, Fungi, Ascomycota, Eurotiomycetes, Chaetothyriales, Herpotrichiellaceae. Gene Ontology annotation, biological process: ubiquitin-dependent protein catabolic process.